Messenger RNA from Pollicipes pollicipes, 964 nucleotides. Its product is annotated as calcyclin-binding protein. Gene Ontology annotation, cellular component: nucleus. The coding region runs from base 138 to 800 and encodes 220 amino acids. Gene Ontology annotation, biological process: heart development. Gene Ontology annotation, molecular function: ubiquitin protein ligase binding; S100 protein binding; tubulin binding. Lineage: Eukaryota; Metazoa; Arthropoda; Thecostraca; Pollicipedomorpha; Pollicipedidae. The record is from RefSeq and is a predicted model, not a curated record. The transcript has 6 exons.
GCGAUUGUGCCGGUGGUGUGCGCUAUUCCGUGACUGUUAGGUAGAUAUCUACGUCUGUUUGUAGGCCGACGCCGUCUUUUACGAUUCCUACUGGUGUUUAUUGGGCAAGAGCUCCUUCUCUUUUAAAAGUGUACCAAAUGGAGCUGAGCCAGGACCUGGAGGAGGUGCGCCAGCUGCUGGUGCAGGCACGCCGCGACAACUCGCGCCGCGUGCUGACGGCAGAGCUGGCCCGGCUAGAGGCGCUGCGGGCCGCCGAGCCGGCCGCACCCAAGCCGGCGCCCGCCGCCCACAGGGUCUACGAGACCAAGCUCUCCGACUAUGCAUGGGACCAGUCGGACAAGUUCGUCAAGUUCUACGUCAACGUGAAGAAUGUACAGACUGUGCCAGAACAAAACAUCCAGUGCACCUACACAGACAACUCCUUCACAUUGAGGAUAGAAAGCCUGGACAACAAGAACUACAACUUUGCCAUUAACAACUUACUGCACCCGAUUAACACCUCGGCCAGCAAGUUCAAGGUCAAACAAGACUCGGUGCUGGUGAUGCUGGCCAAGCGCUCGGCCGAGCACUGGUCGCACGUGACGGGCGUCGAGAAGCAGGCCGAGGAGGCGCGCACAUCCAAGCUGAGUCCCGGUGGCGCCGGCAAGGAGGAGGCGGCCGGCGCCGACCCGGCCGCCGGCAUCAUGGACCUGAUGAAGAAGAUGUACGACGACGGCGACGACGAGAUGAAGCGCACGAUCAUGAAGGCCUGGUCGGAGAGCCGCGACAAGCAGAUGACUGACGGCGGCGGCAUGCUCUGAGGCGGCGGCGACGCGUCCUGUCGCCUGCGGGACCGGCUGACGUAGGCCUGAUCGGGGCUGGGGCGUCCAGUCCGGGCCGCUCAGGCGGAACCCUCCUGCUUUGUACGCUGUGGACUCGAGACGAGUGAAGGCGGGCGCGGUGACGGCGCGCGUUCACCCGCUGG